Molecule: messenger RNA, 3348 nt
Organism: Trichobilharzia szidati
Lineage: Eukaryota; Metazoa; Platyhelminthes; Trematoda; Strigeidida; Schistosomatidae
Source: the annotation of a GenBank genome assembly
GCGGGCCACCAACUGGUGACCUUGGAAAACUUGUUAAAUUUCUGGAAAGUUGUCAUACUAUUGUUGGCUUGUAAAAUCCAUUCUGCCGCAAUUAGUUAUACUCUACCUGACACAAAUUUAAUGAAAAACGUUGUUGUUCCUCUUAAUUUGCUUUUGAGAAAGCUUUUUCACCGAUCAAAUUACGGAGCAUUACUUCGAGUUGUUUGUAAACGACAUGUUCAUGGAUUCAUUGACGGUCUUGAGAAUACUAUUGAAAUAAAAGUUUCUGAAGCUGAUGUCAGUAAACGCAUAUCCAGUCAAGAGUUAACAUAUAGUGGGAAGAAUAAGAGGAUUAUAUUCUCAGCCAACCAGGUUGGCGUUAAUCGCCCAGUUGAAGAUCGCUGGAUGGCGUCUCAUUUUGGUGAGGGCGACUUAAACUCUCUCAGUCUUUAUGACCAUAAAGAUGCAAAUCAGGAGGGAUCAAAUUACGGGGGCACAAUAUUUACUGUAGUCGACGGUCAUGGUGGACAUGCUUGUGCACAUGCAGUUAAUUUACUACAUAGCGAUUACGUCACCUGUGGUCUUUUACCUCCUGAGGUAUCCGAACUUGCUCUAGGCAAUCUACGUCAGAUUCAAGAGUCGCGCACACCUCGUUCAAUUUGUGAGUUGGCAGUAACAUUAUGGAUGACAUCUGGUGCAGUGGUCACUGGAGAAUCUGAACGUAUCGAAUUUAAUUUGAAUGAAAACAAAGAUUCUAGGUUUUCAAAUAUGAAUUUACGCUCUAUGUAUAAUCAGCCUAAUAUCCGAUGGGGUCCUUGGGGACCAUGGGGUCCCCUUCCAUCCUCGGUACGUGAUGUACAUGUUGGACAUAUUCGCAAAUUUCUCGAAGAACUAUUGUCUACAGGGGAUGAAAAGGAGUUCCUCUAUACCGAUAAUAGUGAUGGUGAUAUGAUUGAUCCAGAUGGUUUUAUUACAGCUUCAUUAAAUACACUUAAAGAGACUGCCAUGAAAUAUUCACGAUCUCCACUUCCAACGGAGUCAUCAAAAGAUUAUAUUUCAUCGUCAGAUUUCGAUCACUCUGUUGAUAAACUACGAAACUAUGUCGCAUCCACUGCUUGGGCAUUGAGAAAUGGUCUUCGUCGAAUGGAUCUGGAUACGGCUCUGGCCUCGUCUCCUAGUUUUCAUGGUCCUGUGUUAGAUAAGGCUUUGUUACGCAUUGCGUUUGCUGGUUGUGUAGCAACUUCAGCUUAUAUCCCUCGUCAUCGUAAAGAAAUUUUUGUGGCUCAGGUAGGUGACUGUGGAGCUGUGAUUGGAAGUUAUAUGCCUCCUAAAGAAGUUCCUAUUAACACCUCGUCUGCUAAGGAUAUUUUUACAUUGACUCAGGGAGAAUUUGUGAGAGAGCAUUGGGACGCUGAACUGUUAGUUUCUCCACAUACAGCCGAAAAUGAAGCAGAUGUUAAACGACUGAAAUCUAGUCAUCCAGUUCAUGAAUCUGAAUUUGUAAUUCGAGAUGGCCGACUGUUAGGUGAAUUAAUGCCCUUGCGCGCUUUUGGUGAUAUUCGUUUUAAGUGGUCAACGGACGACUUGAAGAACAUAGCACGCCUCUUAGAUCUACCUCCAAAUUAUCCUAUUUCACCUGGAUUUUAUGCUAGCCCACCAUAUUUGAUAGCUACACCUCAAGUUGUCUGGAAACCUCUGACUUCUUAUUGUGACCACUUCUUGAUCUUGGGGACCGAUGGUUUAUGGGACGCAGUUUCACCUGAAGACGCUGUGCAUGUAGUUGCCCAACACUGGUAUGAUUAUAAGGGAAAUCCAUCGUCUUGUGGUCCAGGCGAUACUGCUGCUAGUCGUUUAAUUCGAACUGCUCUUGGCGGUACAGAAAUGAAUCCGGAACAAAUUGCUUUACACUUUUCAAUGCCGGCUUCUUUAGCCAGAUAUUAUAGAGAUGAUAUUACUGUCAUAGUGGUUUAUCUACCCACUGCUUUCUCUGAUACUGUAUAAUUUUAGUUAAAUGUUUGAAAAAUUGUAGAAUUCACAGAUCUGUUUUAGCUUAAUCUUUUUCUAAUGUUGUAUAUCAGUGCUAGCUACACUAAUGCCCAUAGCCUAUUCAUUUUUUGUUUGUUUUCUAAGCCUAUCCAUCAUGAGUUCGUGUUCUUUUUUGUAUUAUUCUGAAGAGUAAUGCCUGCCUGUUUUUAAUUCUUUUUUUUUCUGAAUUUUUUAAUAUUACUGCAAGUUCGAAAUUAACUACGCUUCUUGUUUAUGCUGAAAACUGCGUAUUAACCUAACACUAUAAUUUUCACUACUGCAUUUAUACUUAUGGAUUCUUGGAAUGCCUUGUUAAUGAGCUCUCUGUGUUUAAGAUCGCAAUUACUGUUCACUGAGAGUUGUUUGUCUGUUUCUUUGUUUGUUUUUUUCUUUUAAAUAAAAUAAAAGAUGUUAUCAAAUUUGUUCAACCCGCUGCAGUGGAUUCUUCGCCCCCUCCCUCUCCCCUCGAACUGUGCACAAAGUGGCUACCACCAUUUCUCCAUCUCUCUUUGUUUUUUUUUUUUUUUUUUUUUUUCAUUUCAUUUUACUAUCAACACUUGUUUAGCCUGCAAGGAUUGUUCUGUGAAAAUAAGGAAGCAUAAUGACUACAAAAAUAAAUGUGGAGAGGGAACUGGCUUUUGUCAUGUACUUACUGUGAUCAACUAUUCGCCAACAUGAUUGAGUUAAUAAUAAUAAAUCCUUGCAUACAUUAGUCUUAUAUGAGAUGCUUGUCUGAUUUUCUGGUAAACUGUGUGAAAAGUAAAAUAGGAAAAAAAUAAUAAUAAUACUGUAACCUUUAUUUUUGGUAAUCUUUACUCUUAUUAUUUAUUUUACUGAUACACUACCUACCUACCAUCACCACCAUUACUGUCAUUUCACCAGAUGUUUACAUUUCUUAUUCUUUUAUUUCCAGUGUAUAUUCUAUUCUAUGACAUGUAAUUGAUUGUCAUAUCGCUAUUCAACCAUGCUAGAUACAUGUGAGAUUUCUGUCAUAUAUAUAUAUAUAUAUAUAUAUAAUGUAAUUGAACUUUAUAUUGUACAUAUACUUCCGAUAUCAUUGCUGUAUCGCUAUUAGCGCAGUUUUUGUCUUCAUUCAUUUUUAGUUUCCUGAACCUGGAAAGACAGAUCAGUGUACGAUAGCUAACAAAUAGAGAUUGGGACCGGUUGUUUCCUUUUAAAUUGGAGAUAAUUGUUUAUUGUUUUUCUUUACUAGUUUUUUUUUCCUAGAACUCUUCUAGUCACACUACAGUAUUCUUGUAUUUUGUAUGUUAAUGUAAUCCAAGGAAUCCGGUUAUUGACUUCUUCCCUCACUCCGUGGUUCAAAUGAUAUGACUUGUAAUGGAA